AGACGGAUGGCUUUCUUAACUUGACUUGACCUAAUUGUACUGGAAUGGACAGCCAGGACUGGCCACUGCGAGACCAUGGUUCCUCAGCCAAACUGUACAAUCCAACAGAAUCCGAUAUCCAAGAUCACAGAUCGCAUUCCACUGUUUUCAUUGGUCUGCAUUUGCCAAAACAUGGACAUAGACACAAACGCCGAAAGCACCAUAGAACAAAAGGGGACAGAACUCUAAAUGAACAGGUCAACAAAGAUGAAAUCACCCACCCGGCCCAGCGGGUCCAGUUCUUGUUGGGGGAGGAUGAGGAUGAAGAACACAAGGCCCAUGAUUUGUUCUGUGAGAUGGAGGAACUCUUCUAUAAUGGAGAUCAAAUGGAGUGGAAGGAGUCCGCUAGGUGGAUUAAGUUUGAAGAAGAUGUGGAAGAAGGUGGAGAGAGGUGGUCCAAGCCACAUGUAGCCACCUUGUCCCUCCACUCUCUGUUUGAACUGAGGUGUAACAUCCUCAAUGGAACUGUGAUGUUUGAUGUGGAGGCUUUUGACCUCACUUCUCUAGUAGAACUGGUUAUAGAUAAAGCUGUGGCAGCUAAACAGCUGGAAGAACCUCUAAAAGACAGAGUCAGGGAAAUUCUGCUGCUUCGCCAUCGACAUCAGAAUCAAAAAAGAGGUACAGAAAAUGGAGGGAGCAAACUCCAGCUUCCCAGCAUCAGGUCAUUUGCUGACAUUGGAAAGAAAGGCUCUGUAUCUAAAGCUCUAGGGAAUAUAGGUGAUGAAAGAGAUUUAUCCAUUAAAAAUGAUCAACUACUGUCUGCUAAAAGUACCCCAAAUUUCCAUCACUUUUUGUCCCAGGAGAAACCCAAAACCAGAUUAGAUGCACACCCUACAUAUGCUGGCUCUCUGGCUAGUAGUGCCAGUGCAGCUGACCUACAGCGUGAAAAACAAACAAAGAAUUUGCAUUUUAUGAAGAAGAUUCCCCCAGGCGCAGAGGCUGCCAACAUUCUGGUUGGUGAGGUGGAUUUUCUGACCUACCCAAUAGUGGCCUUUGUCAGGCUUCUCCACCCCUUCUUCAUGCCUGACCUUACAGAGGUGCCAGUCCCCACCAAGUUUGUUUUUAUCAUGCUAGGACCCAUGGGAAAUCAGAGUAAAUACCAUGAGAUAGGAAGAGCUAUUGCCACACUCAUGUCAGAUGAGGUGUUCCAUGACGUGGCGUACCAUGCCAGGAACAGAGAUGACCUGUUGGCUGGGAUUGAUGAGUUUCUGGAUCAAGUCACAGUUCUCCCCCCUGGAGAGUGGGACCCUAGUAUCAGGAUUGAACCCCCUAAAAAAAUCCCCUCACAGGUGAACCGUAAGAACUUUGAUGGCACCACUCCUCUUCCUAAUGGUAAAGCAGUGGAAUUUGAUAUAGAGGAACCAGGACAUGAGGACCCAAGUCUGAGGAGAACAGGAAGGUUGUGUGGAGGUCUGUUUGAUGACAUCAGAAGGAGGCUCCCCUGGUACCUCUCCGACCUCCAAGACUCUUUCCAUGUACAGUGUUUCGCCUCCUUUGUCUUUCUGUACUUUGCCAGUUUGACACCAAUCAUCACAUUUGGAACAUUUUUAGCAGAUGAAACCGAUAAUCAAAUGGGGGCACUGGAGAGUAUAUUUGCUGCAGCUUUGUGUGGAGUUAUAUAUGCUUUGACUGCGGCUCAGCCAUUGGCCAUAUUGGGAUUUACGGGACCUGUGCUGGUGUUUGAAAAAAUUCUCUAUGACCUGUGCAGGCAUAAUGGUUGGAACUAUUUAGAAUUCCGUUUCUGGAUUGGGAUGUGGAUUGCAGCCAUUUUGCUAUUCAUUGUGGUAUUUGACCUAUCUGCACUUGUGCAGUAUGUGACACGCUUUACAGAAGAAGGCUUUGCACUUCUGAUUUCCCUUAUCUUUGUCGUUGAAGCGUUUGAAAAGUUAUUCCAUGUGAUGAAGGAGCAUCCUAUUCAUUUUCCUGAUUUGCCACCAGAAGAGGAAUGUAGCAGUUUCUGUGUUUCUCCGUACUCCCGUAACAACCAGACUUUUAAUACUACAAAUGUAUGGACGAGGAAUUACACAGAGAAUGAUACAGAUGAAUGGUCGAGUAAAAGUCUACGAGACUGUGUUAUAGAUGGAGGAAAUUGGACGUCUUCUCCUGUGGAUGUACACACGCGGGAGCCCGAAGUAUUCUUUAUGUCUGUGAUAUUGUUCGCGGGAACAUUUGCCAUUGCCAUGGCUUUAAAAGGAAUGAAAACAAAGCCACUGUUUCCUAAUAUGGUGAAGCAAUUCCUGAGUGAUUUUUGUGUAAUCAUUGCGAUUGUCAUUAUGGUAGUUGUUGACAUAAUAUUUGCAGUCCACACUCCAAAACUAAGAGUACCAUCAGAAUUCAGGCCUACAGAUGCAAAAAGAUCCUGGAUCGUGGAUCCAGUUGAACACAAUCCAUGGUGGCUGGCCUUUGCUGCCAUAAUUCCUGCUCUGUUGGCCACAAUACUGUUGUUCAUGGACCAACAAAUCACACUUGUCAUUAUCAACAGAAAGGAAAACAAGUUAGUGAAGGGACAUGGAUACCACUUAGACUUGUUUUUGGUGGCUACUCUGGUGGUGGUCUGCUCCAUUCUGGGGUUACCAUGGUACGUCACAGAGACGGUCCUAUCCAUUACACAUGUGAUGUCAUUGAAGAGGGAAUCAGAGUGUUCAGCUCCUGGGGAGAGUCCCAAGUUCUUAGGGGUCUGGGAACAAAGAGGAACUGGGAUAGCCAUCAGUGUCAUGAUUGGAGCAUCGGUACUACUGACAGAAGUUCUCAAAUACAUCCCUAUGCCAGUUUUAUAUGGUGUAUUCCUCUACAUGGGUGUGUCUUCUUUACACGGAAUGCAGAUUGUGAACCGAAUCAGUAUCUGGUUCAUGCCCCAGAAGUACCAGCCAGACUACACCUACCUCCGACAUGUACCAACUAGGAGGGUCCAUCUCUUCACCCUCAUACAAGUCCUCUGUCUCAUCGUGCUCUGGAUCAUCAAAAGCAUCAAGAAAACAUCCAUUGCUUUCCCAAUCAUGGUGCUUGGUAUGUGUUUUAUCCGCAAGGGUUUAGACAGAAUUUUUACUCAGGAAGAAUUAAAAUGGCUGGAUGACAUUAUGCCUGAAGUCAAUAAACGAGCCAAAGAGGAUGAACUAAAACGUCAGGACAAAGAGGAGGCUCAUAGAGGCUCUCAGGUGCUGAACAGUUCUGGUACAGUGCAGGUGCCCUUGAUCAGUGGUAAUGUUAUCAAUAUACCUGUGGAGCGAAUUACAGUUACAACAGAACCAGAUAUUAACAUCUCGGAGGAAAUGUCCAAAUCAACGAUCUGGAAAACAAUAGUAGCCAAUGAGUCGAGCAACAGUCUGACGAAACUAGAGGCCUCCUCCCAGAAAAAGAAACACAAAUACAGAAGGAAUGGAAAGAAAAUGUCUCCUCUGGCUGGAAGUCCCCCUGAUGAGAAGAAGGAGACCUCAGUGAAACAGAAGGAAUCUAAGUCACUAUCUAAAGAUUCUAAGGAUAACAAGCAUUCUCCAUUGUUUUACAUUGCCGAAGAUGAAACAGAUAAGUUACUGGAGCCUAAACACAAGGAUAUGUCUAAUACAAAUGUGUAGGUCAAGGUCAGUGGACGUUAUCUCUUACUUUAUCUCAGAGAGAAACAUCAUAAAUUCUGGAGAGAGUCUAGAUGUUAAAAAAAGUAUAGUGUUAAUAAUACAUGGAUGUAUGUAUAUGAUUCAGAUUAAAUAUCUACUGUUUUAUAUAUAACAAUUGCAAAUAAGUUUAAUGCAAAGGUGAAAUUAAUAGCAUUAAAUAAAUGUAGGAUAAAGGAAUAAUAAGGAAGUUUUAUUCUUAUUGUACUUAUCUCAAGAGAAUAAGACAUAGGUUUCUUGAACAAUAACAUAUUUUGAUACCAAUUUUACGUAGAGAAAAAUCCGUACAAAUAAAUUUGGUUAUUGCUGUACUGUACUUGCCAUUAAUUGCUGACAUUUGACUGUAUGGGAGGCAUACUGUGUAUUUGUAGAGAGAGUACAAGUAUUUCUUUAAUACAGCCUGUAGACUUGAUUUUGUAGUAAGUUUAGUAAUCGGUGUCAGAUGUCCAUGUACUAGGAACUAAUUUUCAUAUAAACACAUAUUAAUCAGUUUCAGCAUGCCUGAGAUUAGAUACAUUAUGAGAUAAAAUUAUGAAUUUUCUUAUUCGAAAUUUAAUGUGAUGUUAAAAGGUCUUAUCAUUUUACUUUCAAAUAAAAUAUGUACAAUGUGUUUACAAUAUUUGAUAUACCUUAAUACAUGUUUAGGAAU
Saccostrea echinata is the source of this 4296-nucleotide messenger RNA. RefSeq names its product sodium bicarbonate cotransporter 3-like. The coding region runs from base 45 to 3611 and encodes 1188 amino acids. The transcript has 21 exons. Gene Ontology annotation, molecular function: monoatomic anion transmembrane transporter activity; sodium:bicarbonate symporter activity; solute:inorganic anion antiporter activity. Gene Ontology annotation, cellular component: plasma membrane. Gene Ontology annotation, biological process: monoatomic anion transport; regulation of intracellular pH; transmembrane transport. The record is from RefSeq and is a predicted model, not a curated record. Lineage: Eukaryota; Metazoa; Mollusca; Bivalvia; Ostreida; Ostreidae.